Messenger RNA from Aspergillus eucalypticola CBS 122712, 1781 nucleotides. Its product is annotated as fungal specific transcription factor domain-containing protein. The transcript has 2 exons. Gene Ontology annotation, cellular component: nucleus. Bases 88 to 1635 code for a protein of 515 amino acids. NCBI's taxonomy places the organism in Eukaryota, Fungi, Ascomycota, Eurotiomycetes, Eurotiales, Aspergillaceae. The record is from RefSeq and is a predicted model, not a curated record.
AGUCCACAUCCACCCACGGAGACAUUGCAACACUUUACAGAGGUGUACCGAAAAGUGCUACAUCUGCAGCCACUACCGCUGUUCAGCAUGGACACCCUCCAGUCGGAUCUGGCUAAAGCGCCAAACUUUCUUCUUUGGAGUUUCUUAACGCUUAUAUUACUGUUUUCAGGUCAUGAAUUCUACCAUGACAGAGAGAUAGAAGCUCGGAAAUUCUAUUCUCAGUCCGCCGAACAGGCAGUUGUGAAAAUGGCCAUCGAGGGCAUACCACAAGUGGAAGUAUUGCAGUCGCUGUGCUUGCUAGCCCUACGGGACAUCAAAGAAGGCAAACAAGCCCAAGCCUGCAUGAGAAUCGGAAUGGCAUCCCGACUCCAAGCAUUCCGAACCCUACAACACAACAACACUAAUCAAUCAGAAACAAGAGACCUCACAAUAUCCCGUUGCCACUGGAGCAUACGCAUCCUAGAAAGCAUUUUCACACCGCAACUAUCCAUCCCAUCUCCACCACAAACCCAAAUAUCCCCCGAAUAUCCCUAUCCGCCCAGCGCACCCGUCCCACCCUCACUCCCCUCCGCAUCCCCUACCCAAGCCGACCUCUUCGACACCACCGACCCAACUAACGACCAUGGCAUCGUCGCCUACGGUAUCCAACUAAUAAUCAUCUGGGGCGAAACAGCCUCCUACCUCCACAGCAUCCGCACGAAUCCUAAUCUCAACGAAGAAACCCCCUGGUCCCUACGUUCCACCUACUCAAAGCUCAACCACAGACGCAACGAACACGAAACGCAACUCCCAGAAUCCCAUCUCCUCCGCAACGUAGCCUUCACUAAACGCACUCGCGCCGAGAUCUUUACCCACCAGGAAUACUGGACCUCCUGGAUCUCAAUGCAGGUCUUCUGCCACGCCCUCGUCGCAAUCCAGAACCACCCCUUCAUCCACCUCGUCAUAUUACGCGGGAACCGCGGCGUCUCCCAGUCCCGCCUCUUCCUCCAACAAACAGUCGACCACGCCUUAUUUCACUCCGAAUGGGUAUUUCGACUCGUUCAAGCAUGGGAGAACUUCGAACUACCGCUCCACGACCCAUUAAUAGCCCAUUUAGUAGCAGCUACUGCGUCCAUAUCAUGGAUCUUCCAAUUCGCCAGGGACAGAGGAAUCGGGGAAAAAGCACGAGGACAUCUCGUUGUCGCAGAGAGAUUAUUAACUCGAAUGUCAACGGUCUGGCCGCACAUCUCGCAUAGGCUUAAGACACUCCAUGCACUUCAGGCGUCGGCAUCUGUGGCGACUACGAACCCGUCUAUAUCUUCAGAGCAUCAAGGUGCAACGAUAACGAGAGGUACGACGAUCACUAUCCAGCCAUCGCUGUUCUGGGAUCUACUCGAUCCGAAAAUCUGUCCAACGGAAACGCUGGGAUCGUCCGGGCCGGCAGCUCCCGGUGCUAGGAUGCGCGUAACAACGCAGUUUAUGCAUCCGCUUAGUGAGGAUGAGCCGUCGGUAGGGCAGGAACAGAGGGGUGUGGGCGGGGUUGGUGGUGGCGGUGAGAGGUUCAUGCCGGAUGUUCAUGCGCAUGAGCUGGAGCAGUUAUCGUUGGAUGAGUUGUUUGGGCAGUUGGGAGAUGAUGAGUUUACUUGGGUGCUUUGAGUGCUUCAUUAUGUAUGUGUUAUGGAGGUCUUAUGGUAGUCUACGCCGGUUAUGCUAUGUACCAUGGAGCUUUGAAUGGAAAGUAGCAGAAAAAGGUUUUGAUACAUGUACAAAAUAUAUUAUCAAAGAGUUUGAUAAGCUAAGAA